AUGAAUACUUUGAACAGGAGUGCUCUUUGGCGUUCUUGCGGUCGUGCUAGUGGACAUAUGGCUUAUAAGUAUUAUAAAAAUUCACUAAAUGCAGACUUUUAUAUUCGGUGGACGAAUCGACAGCCUAUUCCAAGCGCAUCUACAUAUAAUAUACCUCCAUGUCCGUGUGAAGUUAAACCGAGUUUCGAUAAAGAGUUCACAGAAUUCGAUAUUAUAUUUGAGCAGAAUGGUGCAUGUAAUCCGAUUUCGGCACCAGACUGCACAUACCACAAAGGCGCUAAAGGCUGUUAUCGUGCCGGUUACGAGUCUUCUGGUGCUGGAGCACAAUGUUGCUAUCGAGAUAAUGGUCAAUGGGAAGAUAAUCCCUUCAAGGGUGCCGGAACUAUAGAUAAAUAUUAUGGUUCUGGCCUCAACAUUGGUCAGUAUUUCGGUCAUUUCAUAGACGAUGUUCUACCAUUUGAAGCCUGUUGCAAAGAGAUCACCUCGACUUUAUGUGGCAAUUACUUUUGUAAACGUCCACCGUCAACCACAGGUAAGUGUGAAAAUCCGACACCACCACGUCCGACCGGUGGCAAUUGUGAUCCCCAUUUCACGACACUUGACAGUUUUAACUAUACGUUCAACGGAUACGGAGAAUACACUCUUAUUCAAACAACCGUUUUACAAGUACAAGUGAGACUAGAACCAGUCGAUGCUGAAUCAGCUAGCAAUCGUGCAACAGCAAUUAUGGCAUUUAUUAUAAAAAAUGCGAACUUUUCGACAGUGCAGUUUGAGUUAUUCCCAUCUUUAAAUACCACUGAAAUAAGGGUGAACAGUCGUCUACUAGAUUUGGAUCGAGCUCCAAUUCUGCCUUCGACGAAUAAUUUCGACAAUGACCAAUUCUUGCUAACAAAAUCGAAUCUAACCAUAUACAAGAUAACCUUUGCAAAUAAUAUCAGUUUUAUUAUUCAUAUCUGCGAACAAUAUGAUUUUUUAAAUCUACUUGCAUUAUUACCACCACAUUUACAAUAUCAGGGUUUACUUGGAAAUAUGGAUAUGAACAAGAGAAAUGAUUUAGUUUUUCCUAAUGGAACCAUUCUUGACUCGGAUAGUAGCGAACAGGCUAUUUUCAAAUUUAGUGAGUCGUGGCGAACGAUCGAGCGAGCGUCUAUCUUCUACUAUUUGAGUAAUGAUAAACACGCUAAUCAUCAAAAUGUGACAUAUCGACCAACAUUUACACAAAAGCUAUUCCAAAAAUAUCAAAAUACGUCUCGAUUUACAACGGCUGAAGAGAGUUGUUAUCAUCUUAAAUCGACAGUGAUUCAACGCCAAUGUGUUUACGAUAUUUUAAUUACAAAUGAUGUCACAAUGAGCGAAAUGCACACAAAUUUUCAAUCAAAUAUCCAAGAAUGGAAAGAAUUUGCUGAGUUCGUCGAGUUUCAAAGUCAACUAACAACGCCUGAUUUUGCCGUAAUUACAACAAACGACGAGAUUACAAUUCUGACGUCAAAUGUGCCAAUAGCAACGCCAUUAGUCACAACGAUAUCUGAAGGGGAAAAUGUUACAGCAGUAAAUCAAUUAAGUACACAUAGCGAUGCACCAAUCGGUCAUUACAAUAACGGCUUAUUUUUGGUAUUAUUAACGCUCCUGUUUUUUUACUACAUUUAA
Molecule: messenger RNA, 1647 nt
Organism: Didymodactylos carnosus
Lineage: Eukaryota; Metazoa; Rotifera; Eurotatoria; Philodinida; Philodinidae
Source: the annotation of a GenBank genome assembly